AUGGACAUAGAGUGGUUGAAAUCUAUUACAAACUUGCCAAUUCUGAUCAAGGGAGUACUCACUCAUGAAGUUAUGGGAAAGAUCAAUUUGUGUAAAAAGGAAAAAGCAAGAAAGGCUGUGGAAGUAGGUGUUGCUGGGAUUGUUGUCUCCAACCAUGGAGGCCGCCAACUAGAUUAUACUCCCACCACCAUUUCUGUCCUGGAAGAGGUAGUUGAUGCUGUUGGAGGAAAAGUUCCUGUUCUGCUUAAUGGAGGAGUAAGGCGAGGAACAGAUGUGUUCAAGGCAUUAGCCUUGGGUGCACAAGCUGUCCUUGUUGGAAGGCCUGUAAUCUAUGGCCUUGCAGCAAACGGAGAACGCGGCGUGAGACGGGUUAUCGAAAUGCUGAAAGAUGAGUUUGAGCUCACUAUGGCCCUCUGUGGCUUCCCUGGUGUUAUGGAUGUUACCAGGAGCCAUGUGAGAAACUCCACUCCAUGCUUUAAUUUGUUUUAG
Prunus persica (peach) is the source of this 489-nucleotide messenger RNA. RefSeq names its product peroxisomal (S)-2-hydroxy-acid oxidase GLO3-like. Gene Ontology annotation, molecular function: oxidoreductase activity; FMN binding. The transcript is spliced from 5 exons. NCBI's taxonomy places the organism in Eukaryota, Viridiplantae, Streptophyta, Magnoliopsida, Rosales, Rosaceae. The coding region runs from base 1 to 489 and encodes 162 amino acids. The record is from RefSeq and is a predicted model, not a curated record.